GGCUUCAACAUCUUCCGCUACGGCUUCUCGUGGAAUAUUCUGCAGCCUGACCUCAGCAAGCCAUACAAUCGAGACUAUUACGAUGCAAUGCACAGCAAUAUCACCAACAUGGCCAAGGAUACAAAUGUCUUCGUGAUCCUCGACUUGCACGACUUUGGCCGGCACUCGGGACAAUUGAUUGGGGAGUCGACAGACGCUCCUACCGCUCAAAGUCUGGCGACCCUAUGGGAAUCAAUUGCAGCCGACUUCAAGGACCUUGGAAACGUCAUAUUCGGCAUUAUGAAUGAGCCGGAAGAGUUUGCCAAUACCGACACGGUCAUCGCGUAUCUCCAAGCUGCAGUUGAAGCCAUCAGGGCAGCCGGCGCAACCAAACAGUACAUCCUGGUGCCAAGCAAAGAUUGGCAAGGCAUCUCAACCUGGCUCAAUUACUCCGAUAGAACCCUUGGUAUCAGCGACAGCGAGAAUCGGCUCAUCUACGAUACUCACAGCUAUCUAGAUCCGAAUAGAAACGGUACCAUUGACUGCGAAGAUUUCUCCAACAGACGAUCGGAAUGGGACGCAGUCACGGUCAAGCUUCGCAACAGCGGGAAAAGAGCUUUCCUCAGCGAGUUGGGUGGCAUCGCAUCCGUGAAAUGCGAAAAGUCCAUCAACGAUGCCCUUGCUUACCUCGACGAGAACAAGGAUGUCUGGUUAGGCUGGACUGCAUGG
Ceraceosorus guamensis is the source of this 708-nucleotide messenger RNA. RefSeq names its product glycoside hydrolase. Gene Ontology annotation, biological process: glucan catabolic process. The record is from RefSeq and is a predicted model, not a curated record. Gene Ontology annotation, molecular function: hydrolase activity, hydrolyzing O-glycosyl compounds. The transcript has a single exon. The annotation marks the transcript as partial. NCBI's taxonomy places the organism in Eukaryota, Fungi, Basidiomycota, Exobasidiomycetes, Ceraceosorales, Ceraceosoraceae.